AUGUUAAGAUAUUAUGAAACCAAGUCAAUUUCGCAAAAGUACCAGAAGUAUCGGCCGCAUUAUCCAGUUCAAUUAGCCAAAGACGCACUGGGAAGUUUAAGGGAAAAGAAAAUAGAUUUUCUGCUUGAUGUCGGUUGUGGUGGUGGACAAUCCGUGAAUAUAUUUGCUCCCUACUUUCAUGAAGUGCUAGCCAUCGAUCCUAGCGAGAAUCAACUUAAAGAAGCGAGAUCUCAAAACAAGUUUGCUCACGUGACUUACAAGCAAGGCAUUGCAGAGAAAUUACCAUGUGAUAACGUCAGUGUUGAUGUCAUUACUUCCGGUACCUCUGCACACUGGUUUGAUCGACCGAAGUUUUACGAAGAAGCGGAUCGUGUUUUGAAACCCGGCGGCCGGUUGGUUAUAUUCGGAUACUGGUCCCCCAAAAUAGUCCCCUUGUGUGUGUCGGAUGGCGAUGUUACAAGAUUGUCGGGAGUUGGGACUCAACUUUUGAAAAAUACUUUUAACAAGUUAACUGAGUGGAAUUCAGUUUUCCAUGAGCGACACUCGCAUGUCCGCGAUAAAUAUAAUCAAAUAUUUGGUGAAAUACCCCUAUUAAAUAAAAGACGUUUUGACAACUUGUCAACAGAUUACACGUGGUCGCUUGUUGACGCAAAAGGAAUGAUUCAAUCAGUUGACUCUUAUGAAACUUAUAUGAAAAGCAAAGAAUUGGAGUUGAAGGAACUCUCGGAAGUAAAACGCAGUGCAAGAUUAUCUGAACUUGAUCCCAGUGAACAGUUCGCGAGAUCGCUUAAAGAAAGUUGGGGGUACACUGAAAUGGAAAACUCGAAUGUCAAAAUGAAAGCUGUCUUUGAGUUGUUUGUUAUUGUUGCUGAAAAACUGAAUUAA
Messenger RNA from Ciona intestinalis (vase tunicate), 885 nucleotides. NCBI's taxonomy places the organism in Eukaryota, Metazoa, Chordata, Ascidiacea, Phlebobranchia, Cionidae. The record is from RefSeq and is a predicted model, not a curated record.